Messenger RNA from Aureobasidium namibiae CBS 147.97, 1815 nucleotides. Its product is annotated as peptide transport protein PTR2. The coding region runs from base 1 to 1815 and encodes 604 amino acids. The transcript has 2 exons. Gene Ontology annotation, molecular function: tripeptide transmembrane transporter activity; dipeptide transmembrane transporter activity. Lineage: Eukaryota; Fungi; Ascomycota; Dothideomycetes; Dothideales; Saccotheciaceae. Gene Ontology annotation, cellular component: fungal-type vacuole; plasma membrane. Gene Ontology annotation, biological process: transmembrane transport; oligopeptide transport. The record is from RefSeq and is a predicted model, not a curated record.
AUGGAUCACGAAUCAUCCGCAGCUGAGCUUCACGCUACGGCCGUCGAACCACGCCUGAAGGAACACAAAGACAUGGCUGGCGGCGUGGAACCAGCAAAACCCGAAUACCCCCACGAAGAGCAUGGAGAAAUUGCAAGUCUCAGCAACGAUGGCGACCAGCCAACCGAAGAAGAAAGACGAACACUACGAAAAGUUUCCGACAAGCUUCCUUGGGCCGCGUUCAUCAUCUGCAUCAUCGAACUUUGCGAGAGAUUCACCUACUACGGUCUUUCUGGUCCUUUCCAAAACUACAUUGAGAAUAGCUAUGGUGGCAGAGUGCCUGGAGCUAUUGGCCUUGGACAAACCGGAGCCACUGGCUUGACCGAUUUCUUCCAGUUCUGGUGCUAUGUUUGCCCGGUGUUUGGCGCGAUCGUCAGUGAUCAAUACCUUGGAAAGUACUGGACCAUCUUCUACUCCGCUCUCAUCUACAUUUUGGGCAACUUGAUUCUAUUUUUGACUUCGCUCCCUGUUGCCAUUGAGAACGGUGCUUCUCUGGGAGGUCUGAUCGCCGCCAUGAUUAUCAUUGGUAUCGGUACUGGUGGUAUCAAGUCGAACGUGUCGCCUCUUAUUGCCGAGCAGUACCAGAACACCAGCCAAUUCGUCAAGACUCUGAAGAGCGGAGAGCGAGUCAUCGUCGACCCUGGAAAGACAAUCCAGAGAAUCUACUCCAUCUUCUACAUGAUGAUCAAUAUCGGCUCUUUAUCGUCUAUCGCCACAACCGAGCUCGAGGCCAACAUUGGUUUCUGGCCCGCUUAUCUGCUUCCCUUCCUCAUGUUCCUGGUCGGAUUCGCAGUUCUCGUUGCUGGAAAAUCCAAGUACAAGGUCAGAGCACCUGCCGGUUCGGUCAUCCCCAAGGCCUGCAAAGUCAUGUGGAUUACCAUGAUGAACAAGGGCAACUGGAACGCUGCAAAGCCAGAGUACUCGGAAGAGUUUACUGGUGGCAAGAAGUACAACUUGAAAUGGGAUGGCAUCUUUGUUGAGGAAGUCAAGCGCGCCCUUGUUGCUUGCAAGGUCUUCUGCUUCUUCCCCAUUUACUGGGUCGUCUAUUCUCAGAUGCUCAACAACUUCAUCUCUCAGGCUGGUCAGAUGCAGCUUCAUGGCAUCCCCAACGAUUUGAUGCAGAACUGGGAUCCUAUCACCAUCAUCAUCUUCAUUCCAAUCAUCGACUACCUCUUCUACCCUGCUCUCGGCAAGCUUGGAUUCCAGAUGAAGCCCAUCACCCGUAUUACUCUUGGUUUCAUGUUCGGUGCCGCUGCCAUGGCCUACGCUGCUGGUGUACAGAAGCUCAUUUACAAGACUGGACCUUGUUAUGAUGCGCCCGGUGCAUGCGAAGCUGGUUUACUCCCUGACGGCACCUACGCUCCCAACAACGUUCACGUUGCGAUUCAAGCCCCUGCAUACCUCCUGAUUGGUCUCUCUGAGAUCUUCGCCAGUAUCACAGGUCUUGAAUACGCCUUCACAAAAGCACCUGCAAGCAUGAAGUCGUUCAUCAUGUCACUGUUCCUUUUGACCAGUGCAUUCGGAUCAGCGCUUGGUAUUGCCCUCUCUCCCACUGCAGUCGACCCCAAGCUUCUCUGGAUGUACGUCGGCCUCUGUGUUGCCUGCUUUGUGGCCGGUGUCCUCUUCUGGAUGAUCUACAGCAAGUACAACGACACCGAGGAGGAGAUGAACGAGCUUGAGAAGUUUACCGCGCCAGCCAAAUCAGUUGAUGUUGGAGAUGAGGAGAAGGCAGCUGCUGCCGAGGCUCCUGCUCGUGAGAGGCCGGUGUCUGCAUAG